AUGACGGAGCCGAGGUCCUUGAAGAUACAAGCUCCCCUAUCCCUGGGCUCCUUGCAGCGAUCGCUCGCUCGAGCUCUCCCCCCAGAACGCGCCAGUUUCACCAUCAGCGUCGCCGAUCGCUCAUCGCUCUUCGCGUCCAGUCUACGCAUUCGUUGGAUCUUCUCUCCUUGGCUCAGGCAACUCAGUUUCGCCGCCAAGAAGAGCGAGCGACUCAGCAGAAUCAUUGGCCAGGCCUUCUUCUGCUUGCAGACACGGCCGCAGCCGGUGGCCCCGUACGUUAACGGAGGAGUAGUGCUGAGCUACCACGCGCCUGGAGCCCCCGAGGACGUUCGCGAGCGCCUUACGCGCCUGUUGCGUCUCUCCUCCGACAUGAUGACCGAUCCGAACCUGAUCGAGACCGCAAAGGAAUAUCUCCACCAGGGAGAUGACAGCGCCAGCGAUGGGGACGCCGCUGAGGUCGCCGACGCUUUCCACGCCGACGAAGACAAGCUGCAGCGGCUCACAGUACAGUCGCUACCUUACGUCAAAUGCCGUGAGAGUGUGAGCGCCGUAUUCAGCUUUGACUCGGCUGCUCGCCGCCGCGUUUCGCUGGCAUCCGACGCGACUUCCGACACGGCCGAUUCUUCGCCUGAACACUCUGACAAGCUCCCCACGUCGCUCUCCUAUUCGGUACCAUCCACCACGAUGGUGACCAACACUCCUCGCGGUCGACCCGCCGUGGACGUUAUUGCCACAUACAUGAACACCUGCGACCAGCGCACGGUCAAGUCGGAGCUGAUGCGCGCCCACGCUCACUUUGCGUCACCUCGAGACAUCGACUCGAGCAGCGAAAGCUGGGGCGGCGACGGCUCCGUCCACUCGCUGCGACGUCGACUUAGUGCCGACUUGGGACUUAUUGACGUGGGCAACGUCCACGUCUUGGGCGAUGAACAGACCAACACGCGCAAUACAGCAGCGCACAAGACAUUUACUAUCGUCACAGAGGGUAACAGCAAAGUGGUUUCCGCCACAGUGUCCAUCCCAAAGUUCCGUAUCGUGCAGUCACGCGCUGGUGCCGAUCGCCAUGCGCAGUAUUUAAUCACACUCAUGCUCGGCAAGGAGCUGUACGCAGACUGGCGACGGUACUCGGAGUUCGGAGAGCUAGUCAAGACUCUGGACCAGACGCGGUACACACGCACACAAGACGCAUGGGCAGGCAUCGAGACGCGCUGGUUCAACCGACUGGAGCCGUCGUAUCUGCACCAGAAGUGUAUUACACUCGAAAACUUCAUGCGUGAGCUCAUGUACGAAUCCAACGAGCCGACUGUGCUGAUCAAUUUCCUUGGAGGCUACAUGGGUAAGGUAAACGCGCGGCCAACAGACCCUGUGGGCCACAGGCCAGCUGCACAACUGCCAAAGGAGCUUCGUCCACCGCAGCCGCAACACGAGCGAGAACUGUUUGAGAAAAUGUGGGCUGAGAACUUUAAGCGGUCACACGUCGACUACUCUCACAGUUUGCCGUCGGGUCAGACGGCCAGCUAGAGCUGAAGAGUAAUGAAGGGGUAUAACGAUA
Messenger RNA from Phytophthora infestans T30-4, 1552 nucleotides. RefSeq lists its product as uncharacterized. Bases 1 to 1521 code for a protein of 506 amino acids. Lineage: Eukaryota; Oomycota; Peronosporomycetes; Peronosporales; Peronosporaceae. The record is from RefSeq and is a predicted model, not a curated record. The transcript is spliced from 3 exons. Gene Ontology annotation, molecular function: phosphatidylinositol binding.